GAGGAGGCUUCAUAGACUGUGUGUACAAACAGGAGGAGGAAGGAGCAGGAAUGGGGAUGUGACAACCAGAGGAGGCUAAAUGAUGAUGUUUACCCGCCGUCCAUUCAUUCCCUCCCGCUGAGUGACCCGUCGCCUGUGGCCGCCCGCCGGUCUGAGAGGAGGUGACAGUCAGGUGCAGACAUGCCCGUGUCCCUGCUGUGGGCAGUGGACGUGUACGGGCGGGUCUACAGCCUGUCCACGGCGGGCCAGCAGUGGGAGCUUUGCCGCGAUGCCCAGUUGGAGUUCAAGCGGGUGACGGCGGCUCAACAGUGCUGCUGGGGAAUCGCCUGUGACAACAACGUGUACCUGAACGUCCACGCCUCCGACCUGCCCGUCCGCUACCAGGAGCAGACGUACGAGAAUCAACGAUGGAAUCCGGUCGACGGCUUCUCGGAACGUUUGCUGCCGAGCGACCGCUGGCAGUGGAGCGACGUCACGGGUCUGCAGCACCAACCUCUGGACAGCUUCCGACUUACCUCCAGCAGCUGGGAGUGGGAGGGCGACUGGUACCUGGAUGAGAACUUUGAGGGAGAGCCCACAGACAAAGGGGGUUGGACCUACUCCAUAGACUUCCCCGCCGCCUACACCAGAGACAAAAAGUGGAACUCCUGUGUCCGUCGCAGGCGAUGGCUCCGCUACAGACGAUACAAAGCCAUGGACACCUGGGCCAAGAUCCCCUCGCAGCAGACAAAUCUACCAGAUCCCUUCAGCGACAUCAGCUGCGGAGGCUGGGAUAUCAACGAGGAGCCCAGGGGCCGCCUGUCACUGUGGGCCGUGUCCCUGCAGGGCAAGGUUUGGUUCAGAGAAGGAAUCUAUCAUCAAAAUCCCGAGGGCUCUUUGUGGGAGGAGGUGUCUCUCCCUGGCGAGGUAGUCCAGGUCAGCUGUGGCCCAGGGGACCUGGUCUGGGCGGUGCUGUGGGAGGGGCAGCUCAUUGUCAGGGAAGGCAUUAGUCGAGAUUAUCCCAAAGGUUCCUCCUGGGUGAUGGUGGACUCUCCCAGUCCGGAUGUAGGAGCCACACAUGUAGCUGUGGGAAACAAUGUCGUUUGGGUUUUGACCAAAGACAACAAAGUGUGGUUCCGACGUGGUGUGAACUCUCACAACCCGUGUGGCUCAGGCUGGAUCAGCAUGAUUGGAGAAAUGAUCAUGAUCAACGUAGGACUCAAUGACCAGGUGUGGGGAAUCAGUUGUGAUGACCGGGCGGUGCACUUCAGACAGGGUGUGACCUCCAGUGAACUGAGUGGGAAAACCUGGAAGGUUAUCGGUGUUCCCCGAGAUGGAGAACGGUCCCACUCCAGUGCCAGUGCGAGCAGCCUGCAGAGUGCUGGAUGUUACUUCCGUGGUGAGGUGCGUGCUCAGUCUGUAGCCAGUGAUGUUGAACCAGACACAGAGAAAGGAUCUACAGAUGGAGCCACCGGAUUGAUCUCAUCUGACCUCCCAGAGUCAUUUAAUGUCUCUUCUGACCAACCCUCUGACCAACCCUCUGACCACACCUCUGACCACACCUCUGACCAACCCUCUGACCACACCUCUGACCACACCUCUGACCACACCUCUGACCAGCCCUCUGACACCCCCAAACCCUGCAUCCCCAAAGUCACCAGUGACAGCUUCAUCUCGGAACUCGUCUCUGAUCGAGAGCCCGCAAAGACCUCAAAAGAUGUUGCAUCUGCUGCUCCUGCUGUUCUGGAAGAGGAGAACAUCUCUGGAGACUCAGAGUUCCCAGCAACUGUUUUCCCGAGUCAGUCUGGAGGUCCUGUCAACCCCCAGUGGAGUAACGUGGACCUGGAGGAGACGCAGGUUCAGCAGGCCCAGACGGGAGCAGUGAUGGAAUCCUCAGACACUUGCAGCUUGUCCUCUGUGGCUACAUACACCCUUGCCAUUGAGGACCCCUAUGGGGUAGAUGAGCACCCCCUGUGGGCCUGGGUCAGUGGAGGAGGCUGCUCUGUGGACAGUCAUUCCCAACUCAGCUGGUUUAACUGCCCUGGGAAUUCUUCAGGUUUGGUUCAGUCAAUCCAGUCCAUGAGUCUGUCUGUAACUCCAGCUCAGACGGCUACCUGGAAGAGACAGAUCUUUGAGCAACUUAAUGAGAGGACCAAGAGAGAGAUGGACAAUUUCAGACAUUAUGAACAAGCCAUAGAACAGUCUGUGUGGGUGAAGAAGGGAACCAUGCAGUGGUGGAGAGACUGGAAGCCACACAAGUGGAUAGACAUCCAAUUUGCCUUAGAGCAGUUCUCAGGACCAGAUGGCAGCAAGGAUGGCAUCAUGUUCAUCUAUUACAACUUCAAUGAGGAGAAGAAGUACCUUCACGCCUUCAUCAACGAGAUCACCAUCCUGGUUCCUGUGCUGAAUGACUCCAAACACACUUUUGCCAUCUACACUCCUGAGCGGACCAAACAGAGGUGGCCGAUCCGAGUGGCAGCUGGCACAGAGCUGGAAAUGCACGACUGGCUGGCAUUGUUGAGUGUGUCAUCCUGCGACUCCAGGAGAAUCGAGGGUCCUCCCUCCAAACACGCCAUCUGGUCCAUCACCUGUAAAGGAGACAUCUUUGUCUGCGAGCCCACUCCUGGUCUGGAGGCCGUGCCUUACCCCACACCCUGCGACCAGAUGUUCUGGCGGCAGGUCGGAGGUCACCUGCGCUCGGUGGAGUGUAACACUGUUGGGAUAGUGUGGGGGAUUGGCUAUGACCACACUGCCUGGGUCUACAGCGGUGGCUACGGAGGCGGCUUCUUCCAGGGACUGGCCAGCAGCACAGAUAACAUUUACACACAGACCGAUGUCAAGAGUGUCUACAUCUACGAGAACCAGAGGUGGAACCCAGUCUCGGGCUACACCAGCAGAGGUUUACCUACGGACCGCUACAUGUGGAGUGAUGCAUCAGGACUCCAUGAGUGCACCAAAACAAACACUAAGCCUCCCUCUCCACAGUGGACAUGGGUUUCUGACUGGGCCAUCGACUACAGUGUCUCUGGAGGGACAGACAGAGAAGGCUGGCAAUUUGCAGCUGACUUUCCAGCGUCAUAUCAUGGCUACAAAACGAUGAAGGACUUUGUCCGUCGCAGGCGAUGGAGCAGGAAGUGUAAAUUGACCACUACUGGACCCUGGCAAGAAAUCCCCCCCAUCCCACUGAGUGACGUGACCAUUCUGCCGUGUGCCACUCAGAGCAGCGUGGACGUGGUUCCCCUGUGGGCCAUCAGCAACAAGGGAGACGUGCUUUGCCGACUGGGAGUCACUGCACUGACGCCUGCUGGAUCCUCGUGGCUCCACGUGGGAACUGACCAGCCUUUCAAGUCCAUUACCAUCGGUGCUGUCAGCCAAGUCUGGGCCAUUGCAAAGGACGGUUCAGCUUUUUAUAGAGGAUCAGUGUCUCCUCAGAGUCCUGCAGGAGACUCUUGGUUCCACAUCCCCUCCCCAGCCAAACAGAAGCUGAAGCAGGUCUCUGUAGGGAGGACAUCAGUCCACGCUGUAGAUGAAAACAGUAACUUGUGGUACAGGCAGGGUGUGACUCCCAGCUACCCUCAGGGCUCCUCCUGGGAUCACAUCUCUAAUAAUGUACGCAAAGUCUCCGUUGGGCCUCUGGACCAGGUGUGGAUCAUAGCGGACAAGGUGCAGGGCAGCCACGGCCUGAGCUGUGGGACAGUGUGCCAUCGACUCGAGGUGCAACCCAUGGACCCUAAAGGACAGUCGUGGGACUACGGCAUUGGGGGUGGAUGGGAUCACAUCACGGUGAGAGGAAACUCCCUGGAAGAGUCACGCGGCUGUCUUCCCUCUCUAACAAGCGAGUCCUCCCCCGCCCCUCAGAGCCCCCCCCUGGUCGGGAGCCUGGAGGUCAACGGCAAUCCUCAUGGAUGCGAGAUACACACAUAAACUCACGGGCGCACACAAAACUGUAUGUAGACGUCCUAAACCCUGUCCCCUGUGUCGUGAAUUUCUGUUCAAACCCACUUCUACAUGUAACGCUGAGGUAGCAGCAGUGACGGUUCAACCUCCACAGAACAGCCUUCGGUCUUCACGUCACAUGUGUCAGUAAAACAGAAAGUUUUGAUUCUUGGCAUAUUCAAUGACCUCUGAUAACGUGGAUGCAGAAACGAUUCCCUCUGCAGACGUCCUUCAGUCCUGAAUAAUCAUUGUAAAAAGCGUUCAUGUCCUCUGUACAUUUCUGUGUAAUUUCUUUGGGCCACUGCUUGUUUUUUGCUCUCUGACGCUGAACUCAAUGGUCUUAACACGUUUAUUUUCUUAUUUAUUCAUCAUAAUGAGAUGUUUGAGGGGUCUCUGGGAGGGUGAGGCUUUUUAGAAUAUAUUGUAUAAGGUCAUAUAGAAAUGUAAAUGUAAACAUUAGUGUGCAGUAAUUACAGUUGGUAUUGAACUGAUAGCUCGAGGGCUGGUAUUGUGUACAAUGUAAAAAAAACCAAACAUGUUUCAUCCUAGUCUGCAGGCAACAGGUCAAUAACACAAGGUGAAACAGUGUAAAUCAGAUUCCUCUGUGAUCACUGGAUGAAACAGGCAAUGUGUGAUCCAGGCUGCUUCUAUUGUCACACACACACCGCUGCAACACUUCAUUCCAGUGUGUGUGCGUGUGUGUGUGUCACCCACAGGUUUCUGAAGGGACUUUGUGUAGUCUACAUUUAGGGUAACUGCAUGCUACAGUCCUGCUUGUUGGGCCAGAGGAAACCACCAUGACUCAGUGAGACAAUCGGAGACACCACUAAAAGCAGUUUAUUAGUCUCUUUUAAUAGUAAAAGAUAGAGUCUAAUAACUUAUAAUCUAACAUGUGAUUGAAAAAAUAUUUAGACUUUCAACUUGAAAGUUUUGUUUUCAGUUGGAGUCCUUUCUGGAGCCUGUAUGUAGCAGCUGUGACAAGCUCUGUAGUAGAUUAAUUUACCUGUGGUGGUCGCUGAUUGGCUUGUACACUUUACUAGUGAUCCGUUUGUCCAUUAGCAUUACAAAACCUACUGAACCCAUUUUCUUGAAACUUGAUAGACAGGUGGGAUAUGAGUCGAGAAAGAUGUUUUGGAGCAGAUUCUGUUAAGAAAACAGACUCAUGAUUUUUUUGUUUUCACUUUCUGUAACAUUGUGAGCUUUUUUUCAUAAUUUCUGUGUAUUUCUCAAAAAAUAAUGAUCUU
Messenger RNA from Limanda limanda (common dab), 5159 nucleotides. RefSeq names its product tectonin beta-propeller repeat containing 1a (gene tecpr1a). Bases 181 to 3903 code for a protein of 1240 amino acids. The record is from RefSeq and is a predicted model, not a curated record. Lineage: Eukaryota; Metazoa; Chordata; Actinopteri; Pleuronectiformes; Pleuronectidae. The transcript has 24 exons. Gene Ontology annotation, cellular component: membrane.